Messenger RNA from Sycon ciliatum, 3067 nucleotides. Its product is annotated as pre-rRNA 2'-O-ribose RNA methyltransferase FTSJ3-like. The transcript is spliced from 19 exons. Gene Ontology annotation, biological process: maturation of LSU-rRNA from tricistronic rRNA transcript (SSU-rRNA, 5.8S rRNA, LSU-rRNA); rRNA methylation; maturation of 5.8S rRNA from tricistronic rRNA transcript (SSU-rRNA, 5.8S rRNA, LSU-rRNA). Gene Ontology annotation, cellular component: nucleolus; nucleus; preribosome, large subunit precursor. Gene Ontology annotation, molecular function: rRNA (uridine-2'-O-ribose)-methyltransferase activity; rRNA (guanine) methyltransferase activity. The record is from RefSeq and is a predicted model, not a curated record. Bases 102 to 2726 code for a protein of 874 amino acids. Lineage: Eukaryota; Metazoa; Porifera; Calcarea; Leucosolenida; Sycettidae.
GAAUGAAACUACUGUUUUGCUUGCAUGGAGCUGCAGUCCAGAAGUAAAUCCUGAUCUGAUCUUUAUUAUACUACAACGUUUUCAGUGUACGAACCUUCACGAUGGGUCGGAAGGAGAAGAUUGGCAGGCGGAGGAAGGAUAAGUUUUACCACUUAGCCAAAGAAACAGGUUAUCGAGCUCGUUCUGCCUUCAAGCUAAUCCAGCUCAAUAGGAAGUUCAACUUCCUUGAGAAGGCUCGAGUAUGCCUGGAUUUGUGUGCAGCUCCUGGUGGUUGGUGUCAAGUUGCUGUGAAACACAUGCCCAUCUCCAGUCUUGUCAUUGGUGUUGAUCUUGUGUCCAUCAAACCGAUUCAUAAGAACGUGAAGUGCUUGCAGGAGGACAUCACAACUGACAAAUGUCGCAGUGCUAUUCGGCGUGAGCUGAAGACAUGGAAAGCAGAUGUAGUGCUGAACGACGGUGCUCCUAAUGUCGGUGCAGCUUGGCUGCAAGAUGCGUUCACCCAAUCAGAACUGACUCUGGCUGCUCUGAAGUUGGCGUGCGACUUCCUGGUGCCCAACGGUACUUUUGUAACGAAGAUUUUCCGCUCAAAAGACUACCAGGCACUUAUGGACACAUUUAACCAGCUCUUUCGCAAGGUGCAUGCCACGAAACCGCAGGCUUCUCGUUUGGAGUCAGCGGAAAUCUUCGUUGUUUGUCAAGGCUACAAGGCACCAAAGAAGGUUGACCCAAAGCUUGUAGAUCCAAAGGUGGUAUUCCAGGACGACAAUACUGAGCCAGCCAAGCCAGAUAUCUUCAACCCACAGAAAAAGGUUGCAGUCGAAGGGUAUGAAGAAGGCCUGAGUACGGUGUACCGGGAGUGCAAGGUGUCACAAUUUGUCACGGCUAAGGAUCAUCUUGAGUACCUUGGUGGUGCCAGCAAGCUUCUUUUCGACAGCAAGAUAUUUGCAAACCAUCCGUUGACAACAGACGAUAUCAAGGAAUACUGUGAAGACAUCAAGGUGCUGGGGAAGCGCGAGUUGCGUGGACUGUUGAAAUGGCGCUUGGCCAUGCGCAAGGUUCUCGAAGAGAUUGACAAGGAAGAAGGAGCUGCAGGCGAAGAAGACAUGGAUGCUCAGGAAAAACCAGCGGAGAGUGAUAGUGAGGCAGAUGAAGAGGCAGCUGUAAAUGAAGCUUUAGCAGCAGUGAAGGCAGCACAGCGUACCAAGAAGAAGCGUGAGCAUCGUGACAUGAUGAAGCAGAAGAAGAAGAUGGAGAAGGAGAUAAAUUUGAAAAUGAGACAUGUUGGAGACACACCGACCACCUCUGACGACCAGAACCUGUUUAACCUGCGAUCCCUGCGCAGUUCGGCAGUGCUGGACACGUUCACAGGCAAGAAUGUUGUGGAAGAUCAGCCAGAGAAUGAGGCCAACUUUGUGCCCGGUGAAGAUGUAGACGAGGGCAUGGAUAGUGAUGAUGCUGGCAGCGCUCGCAAUACCGGACUAGCUGAUAGUGAUAGUGAUGAUGAUGAGUGGGUGGAUCAGACAGAGCAAGCGCAGGCGUUUGCACUGGGCGACGUUCACGACUCUGAUGACGACAAGUCGCUACAUCAGCUGGCUGAAGAGAAUGAACAGGACGACGAUGAUGAGGAAGGCGGCGAACUUCAGUGGGAGAGUGAAGAUGAUGAGAAUCCACUCGUUGUCAGUAUGGAAGAGAAAGAUGAGAAUUCCCAGACAUCCCGUUGGUUUAGUGAUGCAGCGUUUGCAGAAGUGGAAAUGCAGGAUGAUGAUGACUUUGUCACCACCAACAAAAGUGACCCUGCUGCUCAAGACAAAAAGAAGAAGAAAAAGAGUAAAAAGGAGCAAGACACAACCGCCACAAGCAAAACCACGGACAAGAAAGAAGUAAAAAAGAAGGAGAAGAAGAAAGCAGAAAAGGUGCAGGUACAGAAGAAAGAGCCCAUCGUCGAUACUGAUGAUGAUAGUGACGAUGACGACGAUGAUGAGGAUGGUGAUGAUUUUGGAAGAGAAAACCAAGAAGUGGGUGUUGCAACCGAGAAUGGAAAGAAAAAGCAAGGCCAGAAUCCGUUUGAGCGAAUAGAUUCGAAAAAGAAGCAGCUGAGUGCUGCUCAGCUAGCCCUUGGCAGCCUGAUGCUGAACUCACGGAAGAACAAAGAAACGAUAGAAGAUAUGGCGUACAACAGGUAUUCAUACAGUGAUGAAGGUCUGCCAGCAUGGUUUGUGGAAAAUGAGACGAAGCAUGUGAAGCGACAGAUGCCUAUUACCAAGGAAAUGGUCAAUGAGUACAAGGCUAGAAUUCGGGAGAUCAAUUCUCGUCCUGUGAAGAAGAUUGCUGAGGCCAAGGCUCGCAAGAAGCGCAAGGCUAUACGGCGGGUAGAGAAGAUCAAGAAGCAGGCCACGGCCAUUGAUCAGCAAGAUUCGUCAUCAGCAGAAAAAGCCAAGGAACUCAAGAGAGUGUACAUGAAACUUGGAAUGGCCAAUAAGCAGAAACAAAAGACUACUUAUGUUGUUGCGAAAAAAUCCGGAGCUACCAAGCAAGCGAAACGGCCUGAUGGUGUCAAGGGCAAGUACAAGGUGGUAGACCCUCGAAUGAAGAAAGAUCUCGGUCGAACAAAGUCAAAAGGCAGAGGCAAGGCUGGUAAAGGUGGCAAGGCCGGCAAAGGCGCUAAAGGUGGCAAAGCGGGUAAAGCUGGUAAAGGUGGCAGCAAAGGCGGUGGCAAGAGACGGUAGACUAGGAGUAUAGUGCAAAGACGAUGAGCACAAUACUCUGCAGAUCUCAGCUGUCUUUUCCCUGUGACACUGGCCCUUGUAUAUGUAUCUGUAUAUAGAAAUGGACUACCCCAUCAGAUGAAAUAAUUAAUUUUCUUUGUUUAUGUUUGCCCAGCCAUGUCCCAUUUUGUACAUACUUUCCAUGGCAUGUGGCAGUGCAAACAAGACCAAGAUGAGUCCAUGAACAUUGUACAUACCAAUUUUAGAAAGGCAUUCUGCUAUUUAGUUAGAUGUACUGUACCCUUUCCAGUGAUUUGUAUAGCGAAAAUAAUAGUGAUGUCUUGAGGAUGUCAAGAAGUGAA